AUGAGCAACAAACUUGUGACCCACAUAGGUAGUAUUUGGGCCAGCAAGAAAAGUAGCAUCGAUAUAGCGUUAAACUCUAUGAAUAACGUUGCUGUUUACUUUCUAUACUUAAUCACCCCCCUCUCAUCGCUCAGUGAGCAUCCAAAACUCAUAAUUAUUUCAUGUGAUGGUUUUCGAUAUGACCAACUGGAUUCGAGAUUGGUGCCAAAUCUAGCAAAGUGGGCCUCCUCAGGAGCUCAUUUCAUUAACGGUGUAGCCCCUCAAUUUCCUACCUUCACUUCAGUAAAUCAUAUGGCAAUUUCUACAGGCCUUUACACUGAAAGCCAUGGUGUUGUUUCAAAUGUUUUCUUUGAUAGAUCAAGAGGCAAAGUAUUCGAUUACUGGAAUGACACUAAGACUCCAGGGAUCUACGCAGAAACGGUAGACGGGACGUUUUUUCGCCAAUCUGGCGAACCAAUUUGGAUCACAAAUGAAAGGCAGGAACCUUAG
This is a messenger RNA of Cylicostephanus goldi, 489 nucleotides long. The record is from the annotation of a GenBank genome assembly. NCBI's taxonomy places the organism in Eukaryota, Metazoa, Nematoda, Chromadorea, Rhabditida, Strongylidae.